Syngnathus acus (greater pipefish) is the source of this 3738-nucleotide messenger RNA. RefSeq names its product itchy E3 ubiquitin protein ligase a (gene itcha). Gene Ontology annotation, molecular function: ubiquitin protein ligase activity; protein binding. The transcript has 24 exons. Lineage: Eukaryota; Metazoa; Chordata; Actinopteri; Syngnathiformes; Syngnathidae. Bases 172 to 2766 code for a protein of 864 amino acids. The record is from RefSeq and is a predicted model, not a curated record. Gene Ontology annotation, biological process: protein K29-linked ubiquitination; ubiquitin-dependent protein catabolic process; protein K48-linked ubiquitination.
GCUACCAUGGCUAUUCUUGCUAGCUAUGCGAGCCUCGGAACCGUCUGCAAUGAUGGCAUACAGACCGCAACAAUAACGUGACAAUAACCCCGACACGACGCUACUAGCCCCGUGUCCCUUUAUCGCCUGCCCGUGUCAGUUCCUGGUUCUUCACAGUGUUAUGGAUGAACUAUGAAGGCCCAAUUACAAGUCACAGUGCUUUCUGCCAAACUCAAGGAAAACAAAAAGAACUGGUUCGGUCCCAGUCCGUACGUAGAGGUAGCCGUGGACGGCCAAUCAAAGCGGACAGAAAAGUGCAACAAUACGCAUAGUCCGAAAUGGAAGCAGGCUGUCACCGUUAUCGUGACACCUGUCAGCAAGCUGAUAUUCCGCGUGUGGAGCCACCAGACACUGAAGGCGGACAUCUUGUUGGGAAUGGCUACGCUGGAGAUCUGUGACACCCUGAAGGCCAACGAGCUGAAAUUGUGCGAGGUGGUCCAGACACUGCAGCUGUGUUCUGACAGAGAUUCCCGAGAUAUCGUCGGCGACCUGUCUGUCUGUCUGGAUGGCAUGCAUGUGGACCCGGAAGCCUUUUCCGCAGCAGAGAGAGACCAUGCUUCUAUCCUAAAAGAUGGCGCCAGACCAAAUGGCAACAGGGCAAGCAGAGACGCGUCGCCCUCCAGCGACUUGGAUGAGUGGGUCAUCGUGCCCGAUGCUCGCACUGUCAAUGGCGCAAACUCCCCUUGCCGUUCUCCAGGCGGACCCGGCGGGUCUUUUCGCUCUCGAUUGGCCCGGCCUUCUUCUGCACCUGGUAGACCUGCCAUCUCACCAAGUACUUCCUCCAGCAGCUCCUCUCCUAGCGAGAUGAGCGAGGGUCCGGCAACCGACGCCUCCUCCCAGGCAUCCACCAGUGGGGGUUUGGAUCAGCAGGUGGAUUCUGGGUCAGCCGGAGCUAUAGCCAGGCCCCCGGCGGAGAGUGGCCCCACGCCAGCGGCCCUGGCAGCACCUUCCGCAGCCGCUCCGAGAGUCUCGCCUAUGAGCAGCGGCCCCUUGCCGCAAGGUUGGGAGCAGCGAAUGACCCAGAAUGGACGCAUGUACUUUGUAGAUCACAUUGAGAAGAGAACAACCUGGGAACGGCCAGAGUCGCUGCCUACAGGGUGGGAGCGCAGGGUAGAUCCCAUGGGCCGCGUCUACUUUGUCGACCACAUCACCAGGACCACCACUUGGCAGCGCCCCACGCAGGAGUCCGUACGCAACUACGAGGAGUGGCAGCAUCAGCGCAGUCAGCUGCAGGGAGCCAUGCAGCAGUUCAACCAGAGGUUCAUCUACGGGUUUCAGAUUCAGGACCAGUUGGCGGCCACCUCUAACAAAGAGUUUGAUCCACUGGGUCCUCUGCCACGUGGCUGGGAAAAGAGAACGGACACAAAUGGCAGGGUGUAUUUUGUCCAUCACCCGACCCGAACGACCCAAUGGGAAGAUCCCAGGACACAAGGGCUGCUGAAUGACAAGCCUUUGCCCGAGGGCUGGGAGAUGAGGUUCACCGUGGACGGCAUCCCUUACUUUGUGGAUCACAACAGGCGAACCACCACCUACAUUGACCCUCGCACGGGCAAAUCCUCGCUUGAAAACGGACCGCAGAUUACCUACGUCAGGGAUUUCAAAGCCAAAGUGCAAUACUUCAGGUUCUGGUGUCAGCAACUGUCAAUGCCUCAGUACAUUAAGAUUUCUGUGUCCAGGAAAACCUUGUUUGAGGACUCAUUCCAACAGAUCAUGAGCUUCCACCCUCAAGAUCUGAGACGGAGACUGUAUAUCAUUUUUCCUGGGGAGGAAGGUUUGGACUAUGGCGGUGUAGCCAGGGAAUGGUUUUUCUUGCUCUCUCAUGAAGUGCUCAACCCCAUGUACUGCCUUUUCGAGUAUGCCGGCAAGGAUAACUACUGUCUGCAAAUCAACCCCGCCUCCUACAUCAACCCGGACCACCUCAAGUACUUCAAGUUCAUCGGGCGCUUGAUCGCCAUGGCUUUGUUCCAUGGCAAGUUCAUCGACACGGGUUUCUCGUUGCCCUUCUACAAGCGCAUCCUGAACAAGCCUCUGGCCCUCAAAGACUUGGAGUCUGUGGAUCCCGAGUUUUACAACUCUCUUAUAUGGAUCAAGGAUAACAACAUAGAAGAGUGCGGUCUGGAGAUGUUCUUCUCCGUCGACAAAGAGAUCCUGGGAGAGGUGACCACGCACGAGCUCAAACCGGAUGGUGGCAACGUUCAAGUGACUGAGGAAAACAAGGAGGAGUACAUCAGGUUGGUGGCCGAGUGGAGGCUGUCCAGAGGUGUGGAGGAGCAGACCCAGGCCUUCUUUGAGGGCUUCAACGAAGUUCUGCCGCAGCAGUACCUUCAAUACUUUGACGCGAAGGAGCUAGAGGUGAUGCUGUGUGGCAUGCAGGAGAUUGACCUGGUGGACUGGCAGAGGAACACCAUCUACAAGAAUUACGCUCGGACAAGCAAGCAAAUAUGUUGGUUCUGGCAGUUUGCAAAGGAGAUGGACAAUGAGAAGAGGAUGCGACUGCUGCAGUUUGUAACGGGAACAUGUCGCCUUCCCCUCGGCGGCUUUGCUGACCUCAUGGGAAGCAACGGCCCGCAGAAGUUCUGCAUUGAAAAGGUGGGAAAAGAGAACUGGCUUCCGCGAAGCCACACAUGCUUUAAUCGUCUGGACCUGCCUCCGUACAAGAGCUACGAGCAACUUAAGGAGAAGCUCAUGCUCGCCAUCGAAGAGACUGAAGGUUUCGGGCAGGAGUAACCACAGCACGCUGCACCUUUCUCCUUGCGUCUCUACAGCCAGCACCUGCUUUUAUCCCCACGCCACAUCGACCGUAUGCAAUCACAGCUGCUUCAAGAGCUGUUUGAGACCUUCUCCAUCUCCUCUCUGCAUCUAAUCUGAAAUCACAACCUGUGCACGUGUGAAAUAGAUUUGAAAUCCAGAUGAUAUUUGGUUUCUUCUUUAAUCUCUGCAAAAGUGUUGUGACUGGACUGACUGAGAUGUAGCACGCACACUUCCUUUCUUCACCAUUUUCCUAAAGUGUCACUUUUGAGUUGCUCACUUUCUUGAACGUAGUUUGCACGUGAACUGUGAGUGGCAAAGGCCGUGUGAUUGUCCCAGAGAGAUCUUGUAUUUUUUUAAAGUGCAGUAGUUUUGUAACUCUACCAACAAUCAUUUCUGAUCACUUUACGGGAUAUGUUUCCACUUACUUAGUGCGCACUUCACUCUCCAAUGUGUUGCAUAUAGUUGUCGUUUUAAUUUCAUAGGACCAAACGUCCCUCAAAUAAGGGACACUUCCAAUGUAAUGUAAAUACGUUGGACCUUGGGGGGGAGGGGGGUCCUUUUGUAAUCUGUGGAUGAAUAACAAAUAGUAAUUGGUUGGAAAAAAAAUGUUACUGAUGAAGUGGGAACAAUCCUGUGUGUUGCAAUUUGUAAGAUAAUGUUCUAUUCCCACUGAGUGGUAGCAAAGUCUUGUGUCUACAAAAUGAUCUUCGGUAGAUAAGAAGCGGAACCAUGAGUAUUUAAUGUGUUAAGUGACUAAUGGAAUUGAAAUACACUCGUUUAAAUUCACACAAAUAGUGAUUUCUCUUUGUGAUUGGUACCUGGAAGUAAAACGGAUGGCCCUAGUUUUAUAGGGCGUCAGAUAUGAUCAUUAUUGAGGCUUUAUUUCCCCUUUGAGGAUCAAUCUGACACGCUGUUUGCAAGUCUUAUUUAGAAUAAGGAAGGAGGGGG